AUGGCUUCUCGCGAGCCCUACUACUUCUACAAGGAGACUCGAUUGAACUUCGAGCCUUCUUCCUCUGCCUUCACUGUCGACGUGGAGCUCCCUUCAGCGACUGCGCAAACGAAAGGUCGACGACAUGCGAACGGAUCUGCCACAGUACCUGCCGACACGGAUGCUUUUCGAGCCCGACAUUGCGCCACUGCAUCUGGAACUUACCGCCGAAAACAUCAUCAAUUCCCUGCGAGUUUCCUAUGGAGAGUGCUGGAAGACGACACCGUCCUAAGCUUGCGAGCCAUCGAUGUCUGCAGACCUAAGAAGGCUUCCGACACGAACCUCGUUCUGAACUUCCACUUCGCGAAUCCGAUUAUACCUACAUGCGUCGCCCUCACCGACCCGUCAGAUCAUGAUGCCCUUACCGUCUUUGUCCUUGAUACGGCCAAUCAACUUCACACUCUUUUCUUGAGACCAGACUCAUUUCGCAAGCGGUCGUCCGCUGCAGGGUUGGAUGAAAUCUGCAAGAUCUACACUUCCAAAGCUUUCCAGUUCAAGAAACCGUACAGGCUUGUUGCAGUCAACAGCGACCAGCUAAUCAUAAACCUUGCUGAUGGAGGACUGAUUCGGUUCGACAGGCAGUCUCAUAAUCCAUCACUUACCCCUUGGAAGGAAACAUUUUACAAUGCGAAAGGAUGGGUGCAGGGGAUUCGAAGCAUGAUAGGCAACAGGUCAAGCCUGGACAUCACUGCUGCCGCUGCCGCGGUCCAGACCGGCUUGGGCUUGAACAACGCGUCAUAUCUCUUCACAGUCUGCCUCGACCAUCGCUUACGAAUUUGGAAUCUUAACAGCGGUCAGAUUUUGGGCGCCAUGGACUUACUCAACGCCCCUAGAGAUCCUCAAGAAACCGGAAAGUGGCAACUCGACUCGACGCAGACCAAUUUGAUUCGUAUAGUCGGCGAGACUGAGGGCAAGCGGCUAUGCGUGACCUACUCCCCUGUCGGAUCCGGACAGUUCAAGUUCUGGAGACUCCAGUCUGACGAUGAGAACUCGGUGGACGUCCAUGAUCUAUAUCCCGAAGCUCAAUUCACACCGACGCCCCCACUGGGUUCUGAUGUCUGGACACUUGCUGAUUUCAGCGUGGCUGAACGCGAGACGGCCCACGGCUUCAAACUGUGGAUCUUGUGGAAGAACAACAUGGCCUACAGAGUCCAGGAACUAAGCUUCCUAAUGGACGAGCUGCCCGAUGUCUGGCAUGGCCGUUGGCGAUCAGUCUUCUUGGAUACUGUGGUUCCUACAGCGCCAGCAACUGGCCCUUCUGAUCCUACCGAAUCCACAGAAAGAUGGCUUCAGCUAAUCCUCUCUCCAGGCAGGUUCCCCAAGGCCACACUCGAGGCUGGCUUGAACGCAUACGAGCGGGCUUUGGGGAAGUCAGGAGAGAGACCAACCCGCUCGAGCCAAGGUUUAGCCGAUGCCAUCUGCUCUGCAAUUUCUUCGACCGCGUCACUGACCAAGAACUCGACGGGAGAGAUGGACCACGAGCGAUUUCGCGCUUCGAGUGAAAUGCAAUGGAGGAAGUUCUAUCGAAUCCUGGUCGAGCUUGAUAAACCCAGAGGCGAGGCACUUGCGCUGGCAUACGAGUCCGAGUCUGGAAUGCCAUGGGUUGUAUGUGCGGACAGCAUUGCGGCCAUCAGAGAAUGCAGUGCGCUGGAGCAGAUCUACCACAAUCCACAAGCGCAACACGAAGAUCCGGAGGGCCUCCCUGCCCUCAUUACAACUGGUUGCAAUUUUGUUGAUGGAUUUUCCGACGGCAUGCGUCAGAUCUGUCAAUCUGUUCUGCGGUCAGAACUCUUUGAGGAUACUUCCAAAACGGAUCAGGAACGCAUCCAAUCUUUCUCAGACAAGGCAGGGUUCUGGCGCCAGAUUACUGACGAGGAUUGCCAGCAAGUAACCGACAUGCUUGGGCCAAACUUCGAUUCAGUCAGCACGAAAGUCUACCAGCGCGUGCUGGCAACUUGUGACGAGACCUGGGAUUCUCACCAUCCUACCGAGCAUCCCCUCACCGAGUUUGGACGGCAGAUUAUUGUCAGAGCAGCCCAGGAUAUGGCCGAGCUGCUCUGGAAGGUGUGCUUCGGUCAGCUCAUUCUUCUGGUUCAUAUGGAAUUUGAGUUCGAUCGUCCAGAUGACGCUCUUCAUAAUCGCAUCAACAUUGGGGUGGUUUACCGGAUGCUCCUUCGGUCACUUGGCAGGCUUGAGCUAAUCCGUUGGCUCGCGAAUACUCAAAUAUCGACACCACUCUCUAAAACAGACAGAUCAGAAUCAGUGCCAGGUGGCUCUCCGGUAGUCGCUAAACGACCAGUCGAGGAAUUCAAGACCAUUACGGCCCUGGAGGGCAACGUGGGGCACCUUCUUGGGCUCCCCGAGGCUGAAUUGAUACCCGCUGCUGGAAUGCCCUCGAUCAUCACCAAGCUUGUCGCGGAUCUUUGCGCGCCGGAUAGUGAAGUUGAGUUACAGCCUCAAUACAUCCAAUGUGGCUUGAUCGUUCGCGACAGAGCAGAUCUCGCCGUGGAGCUUGCCCCCUUUUGCGACCAGGACCCAUUCUCGACUUAUGUUCAAGGACGCGUCUAUCUUGCCCUCAAGGACUAUACUACCGCAGAAACGUAUUUCAGGAAAGCAGCCUAUGGCAUGAGCUUGUCGCAAGCAGAGCCCAGCCGACACAGUAGCGGCCUGCUUGAUGAAAUAGAAUGGAAGCGUCUGUACGCAGGAAUGCCACAAUACUACGCUCACAUAGUAGCGCUAUAUGAGAGGCAAAAAGCUUACUCAUACGUUGUCGAGUUCGCGCGACUUGCUUUACAAUUCGUCGGCAGCAAGACCAAUCACGCCGACGAUGUCCGGUCAGAUAUUCAAAACCGCCUGUUCAGCGCAGCUACAGCUGUCUCACAAUUCGAGCUAGCACAUUCGACGCUUGUGGCUAUGAAGAAUCCGGCUCUCCAGCAUGGAUGCCUGCGGAUGCUCAUCCAAAGGAUGUGCGACAACCUCCACAAUGCGGAACUCGUAGAGCUGCCGUUCCCAGGCCUCCAAAACGACGUCGAUGAUAUUCUUGCGCAGAGGUGUCACGGCACGGUCGAUGUCAUAACCGGCGUUCCAUAUCAUCAGAUAUUGUAUUCCUGGCGUAUCAAGCGAAACGACUAUCGCGGGGCGGCGGCCAUUCUCCUUGACCGCAUCCAGAAGCUGAGACAACUUGGUGAGGGCGACCAACUGACGGGUGACGACGUGCUGGAUACGGCAAUAACGCGACAGUAUCUCAUGCUCAUCAACGUGCUCAGCUGCGUGGAGCAGAAGCAGGCGUGGAUCACCACCGAGCAUACACCGCACCAAAUAAAUGGCGCGGAAGUAGUCUCCGGUGGCAGCGAACGCAAGGUCGUCACGUUGGCGGACAUCCGGAAAGAUUACCAGGAAGAGCUCGAUCGCAUCGCGGCGAUUCAGAACAACCAGUUUGGUUUUGCGGCUGGCGAUGAGAUGGAGAUAUUGUGA
Messenger RNA from Anthostomella pinea, 3513 nucleotides. Lineage: Eukaryota; Fungi; Ascomycota; Sordariomycetes; Xylariales; Xylariaceae. The record is from the annotation of a GenBank genome assembly.